Molecule: messenger RNA, 789 nt
Organism: Humulus lupulus (European hop)
Lineage: Eukaryota; Viridiplantae; Streptophyta; Magnoliopsida; Rosales; Cannabaceae
Exons: 2
Coding region: 117-470 (117 amino acids)
Source: RefSeq, a predicted model, not a curated record
GCUAUCAUGUUUGUUUCGUUGAAAUUUUUGGUUGAUGAUUUAAUUAUAAUAUAAAUGAUAUUUUAGCAAAAUGUGUCUUGUAAUGUGUUGGUUGUUUGGGUCAUUAGUUGCGGUCGAUGGAUAAUGCAUUCUGUGAAUUAGUGAAGAGUGUACACACAAGUGAUUGGGCUUUCGCCGACUUUGAUGUAGCAGAACCUUCGUCCCAUCAUAAGAAGUGCGCAGAUUAUGACUACGGUGUGUACGUAAUGAAGAUGCUGCUGCAAGAGUAUGUGGAUGGAAUUUUAGGUGGAAGAGGAGACGAUGUCGUUGCCGACUUGGACUGGAGAUGUACUUGGGCAGAACCAACCAAUGUACCUAGGGAGAUUGAUAGGCUACUUAUUGGUGCAAGAAUUCUCACAUCUGGGGUGAACAAAGUAAGAGAUAAUAUGUUUCAGAAAGCUGUUAAGAUGCAGGAUAGAAAGGAAGGUUGAGUAGAUGGAACCUAUGUGGGUGGAGGAAUGGUUUUUUAUUUUGUUUAGUAAAAAGGCAUUGUGAAGUUAUAAGAUAUUGGACAAUUUUGUGGUAGAUAUGAAAGGUUAUAAGGUGAUGAAUUUACAUUAGUUCAACUAUGUGAUGAAGUUGGGCAUAUUAAGGUGUCUACAAUAUAAUUGUGUUUAAUUUUUUGGGUUCCAGAUUUUGAUAUCAUGGUUUUGGAGAACGUCUAUGUUUAUCAAGUUUAGUUCAGUUAUAAUUUUUUAUAUGCCGAGCAUACCAUAUACUAAUGUAAUGGAAAAUAAAUUUGGAAAUUAA